AUGAAUCCAGAAUACGAUUACCUCUUCAAGCUCCUGCUUAUCGGUGACUCUGGCGUUGGAAAGUCUUGCCUCCUGUUGCGAUUCGCCGAUGACACAUACACCGAGUCCUACAUCUCUACCAUUGGUGUUGAUUUCAAAAUCCGAACAAUCGAACUCGAUGGGAAAACUGUCAAACUACAGAUCUGGGACACAGCCGGCCAGGAACGUUUCCGAACCAUCACUUCUUCAUACUAUCGAGGCGCACAUGGAAUCUGUGUCGUCUACGAUGUGACAGACAUGGACUCUUUCAACAAUGUCAAGCAAUGGCUCCAGGAAAUUGAUCGUUAUGCUACCGAAGGAGUCAACAAGCUGCUUGUCGGUAACAAGAGCGAUAUGUCGGAUAAGAAGGUGGUCGAGUACACUGUGGCAAAGGAGUUUGCUGACAGCCUGGGAAUUCCCUUCCUCGAGACAUCCGCAAAGAAUGCCUCGAAUGUUGAGCAAGCCUUCCUGACCAUGGCUCGCCAGAUCAAGGAGCGCAUGGGAACGACCACAGUCAACAACAAGCCCACCGUACAGGUCGGUCAAGGCCAAGGAGUGCAAUCCGGAGCCGCUGGCGGUUGCUGCUAG
This is a messenger RNA of Exophiala bonariae, 606 nucleotides long. RefSeq names its product GTP-binding protein of the rab (gene YPT1). The coding region runs from base 1 to 606 and encodes 201 amino acids. Gene Ontology annotation, biological process: vesicle-mediated transport. Gene Ontology annotation, molecular function: GTP binding; GTPase activity. The record is from RefSeq and is a predicted model, not a curated record. The transcript has 5 exons. NCBI's taxonomy places the organism in Eukaryota, Fungi, Ascomycota, Eurotiomycetes, Chaetothyriales, Herpotrichiellaceae.